AUGACAGACUCAACGACCAAGCCCCAGAUUGAGGCGGGCAAUCAUGAAGCGUAUCUGAGACUUGCUUUAUCACUCGCAACACAAUCUCCGCCAAAGCCAACAAACUACAGAGUUGGUGCCGUGCUGCUAGAUUCAAACACCAACGAGAUACUGUCUACGGGAUAUACACUGGAGCUGCCCGGAAACACACACGCAGAACAAUGUUGUUUCGAGAAACUCGCUGCCAAACAUUGCCUGGACUCAUCCCGUCUGUCUGAAAUCCUGCCAGAUACUGCGGCUCUGUAUACCACCAUGGAGCCGUGCUCCUUUCGGCUGAGUGGCAACUUGCCUUGUGUUGAUAGAAUACUUGCACUUGGGAGCAAGAUCAAGACGGUUUAUGUCGGCGUGAAGGAGCCGGAGAAGUUUGUCAACAACAACUCGGGCAAGGCAAAGCUCGAACAAGCCGGGAUCACUUUCGUUCACGUUCAAGGUCUGGAGAAUGACAUCUUGGAGGUUGCUACCGCUGGGCAUGGGAAAUCUGAAAACGAAUCAUAG
This is a messenger RNA of Pestalotiopsis fici W106-1, 534 nucleotides long. RefSeq lists its product as uncharacterized. Gene Ontology annotation, molecular function: catalytic activity. Lineage: Eukaryota; Fungi; Ascomycota; Sordariomycetes; Amphisphaeriales; Sporocadaceae. The transcript has a single exon. The coding region runs from base 1 to 534 and encodes 177 amino acids. The record is from RefSeq and is a predicted model, not a curated record.